AGCAGGUCACAGCCGCCGUUGUCUGUCUCUCUGCUUAUUGACUUUGCUUCAAUUACUAUCAAUUAUUUAGUUUAAAUUCAGUAACUUUCCAAUAACAGUAUGGGUGGAAGCAACAGCGUUCUAAACUUUGGUGCCGGACCGGCGAAGCUGCCACGAGAGGUGCUGUUGGAGGUGCAGGGAGAGUUGCUCAACUACCAGAACAUGGGUAUGAGCAUCAUGGAGAUGUCGCAUCGCUCUCCCGAGUAUUCGAAGAUCAACGCAGAUGCGCAGAAGGCCGUCAGGGAGUUGAUGAACGUUCCGGAUAAUUACAGGGUGCUCUUCAUUCAGGGUGGAGGUACAGGGGCUUUCGCGGCCGUAGCAAUGAACCUGCUGAACCGCACCGGAAGUGCGGACUACCUGGUGACCGGAACCUGGUCGAGGAAGGCGGCCAAGGAGGCCCGCAAAUACGGAAACGUCAAGUUGGUGUUUCCGGAACCGGAACUGGGCACCAUCCCCGAUCAGUCAACGUGGACCUUCGACCCGGAAGCCUCGUACGUUUAUUACUGCGCGAACGAGACCGUCGACGGCGUCGAGUUCGGAUUUAUACCGGAAACGCACGACGUCCCAUUGAUAGCGGACAUGUCUUCGAGCAUCAUGACCAAGGAAAUCGACGUGAAAAAGUUCGGCGUGAUCAUAGCGGGCGCCCAAAAGAAUAUCGGCCCUGCGGGCGUCACCGUCAUCAUCGUAAGGGACGACCUGUUAGGCAACCCAAUGACCAUCUGCCCUUCGAUUUUAGAUUUCACGCACAUAUCGAAAGAGAAUUCCGUGCACAACACACCGGCGACUUUCUCGGUAUACGUGAUGAACAAAGUGUUCGAUUGGAUCAAACGCAACGGAGGCGUCAAAGAGAUGGAGAAGCAGGCAAACGAGAAGAGCAAACUCCUGUACGACACCAUAGACAACUCUGACGGAUUCUACUAUUGCCCGAUCUCGGAGGAGUGCAGGAGUCGCAUGAACGUGCCCUUCCGCGUCGGCUUCAACAAGGGCAACGUCGCUUUAGAGGCGGAGUUCCUGGACCACGCCCUCAAGUACAACAUGCACCAAUUGAAGGGCCACAGAAGCGUGGGCGGGAUGAGAGCGUCACUCUACAACGCGGUGACGCUCGAAGACGUCCAGGCGCUCGUCAAGUACAUGAAGGAGUUCCAGAAGGAGAAGGCCGCCCUGUAAUCAAUCAAUCAAUCAAGCAAUCAUUACACGCAUAUAUCCAUCAAGUAUUUAUAAUAUCUGUAUUUAUUUAU
Nicrophorus vespilloides is the source of this 1277-nucleotide messenger RNA. RefSeq names its product probable phosphoserine aminotransferase. Bases 100 to 1206 code for a protein of 368 amino acids. Gene Ontology annotation, biological process: L-serine biosynthetic process. Lineage: Eukaryota; Metazoa; Arthropoda; Insecta; Coleoptera; Silphidae. Gene Ontology annotation, molecular function: pyridoxal phosphate binding; O-phospho-L-serine:2-oxoglutarate transaminase activity. The transcript is spliced from 4 exons. The record is from RefSeq and is a predicted model, not a curated record. Gene Ontology annotation, cellular component: cytoplasm.